Messenger RNA from Micromonas pusilla CCMP1545, 777 nucleotides. RefSeq lists its product as uncharacterized. NCBI's taxonomy places the organism in Eukaryota, Viridiplantae, Chlorophyta, Mamiellophyceae, Mamiellales, Mamiellaceae. The transcript has a single exon. The record is from RefSeq and is a predicted model, not a curated record. The coding region runs from base 1 to 777 and encodes 258 amino acids.
AUGCCCGUCGUGAUCGCAUCCACGCGCGGCGCGGUCGCGCCGUCCGCGGCGCGCGCGCGCGCGCUCUCGUCCCGGAUCCACCGCGCGUCCCAGAUCCCUACUCGUAGCAGGAGGGGAUCUACCGGCGACGCCGACGCGACGACGUCGACGCGCGUCGUCGUCUCCGUCCGCGCGCGCGCCGUGAACGAGGACCCGUCGAGAUCGCGCAUCGUCCGCGUCGUCUCCGGCGAGGAAGUCCCGGGGCGGCGGCGCGCGUCCGUGUCCGCGACCGCGUCCUCCCCGCCGCGCGUCGACGUCGUCGCCGUCCGCGCCGCGGCGAAGGACGCUCUGGAGACGUUCGCGUCGAACCUUCUUCGCGCGCGGCGCGUCGUCGCCGCGCUCGCGCUCGCGUCGGUCAUCGCGCUCUUCGACGCGUCCCCCGCGCUCGCGGGACGCGGCGGCGGACGCAGCGGCGGACGCAUGGGCGGCAGCUCGUUCCGCCCGUCCGCGGCGCGAUCCAUGGGAGGAGGAGGAGUCGGCGGCGGCGUGAUGGGAGGCGGCGUCGGCGCGGGCGCGGGCGCGUCCCGCCCGCCGCGAACCGGCGCGACCGGCGUCGGCUUCAUGCCGUCGUUCUUCUUCAUGCCGUCGUUCGGGGGAUGGGGGUACGGCAUGGGAUACGGCAUGGGCGGCGCCGCCAUGAUCGUCCGCGUGCUCAUGAACGUCCUUCUGAUGUACGUGUUGUACAACUACCUCUUCGGCGGACGCCGCGGCGGGCGCGGGGAUCCGAACGCCGCGUGA